GCAUUGCCGUGUGAUAAGAUACAUCCCCCUUCUCCUCUGCCUCCAUUCAUGAAAUUCUUCUCUCUUCAUUCGGGUUUACAAUGAAGGAGACACUUGAAAAAAGAAAAUUGGUCGAAGAAUUGAGGAAAGCGAGCAAAGCGAUAAAAGGAAAGAACCCGUCGACAUACCCUCUCCCAUUCCGGCCCAUCCAGGAUGGUAGAUACUCCUUGGGCGUAGAUGAGGAUGACAAGCAAUGCCUGAAUGUCCUCUUCCUCGGCUUGGCCGGAUCAGGGAAGUCGAUGUUGCAGGAGGCGAUGGCAAAUUACGGACUGGGAGUGGAUCUUUUGGAUCUCUAUCGAUUUCAGGUGAAAGUGGACCAACCCACGGAGAAGAUCACUUCACAUACCUUUUUCACCAGAGACGAAAAAAGGUUCCCUCGUCCUGUCACCUUCAUCGAUACCCCUGGCUUCCAAAGAGGGACGGUCGUGCAGGACUGCAAGUUGAUGGAAGACAUUCGUGUUUACAUCCGAUCCAAACACGCGCUCGGGAUCCAUGCCAUCAUAUAUGCUGUCCAAAGCUCUCAGGCGAGACUAACGACAGAGCAAAGACAUAUAUUGGGAAAUAUGGCCAAUAUAUUCGAAGAGCAGAAGAGCAUUCAGGAUAUCUCCUAUUUGUUUUGCACAUUCGCGGACAGCAAAAAACACCCCGCCUUAGAAACUGUGAAUGAGGCAGGACUGAAAUACAAGAAGCAUUUCGCCGUGAACAGCUCCUCCUACUUCGUCAAGGACGAUGAAAAUGGCCAAUCCAGUGACGACGACGAGAACGAACGGAGAGAGGGAAAAUUGGAGUCCAUCAACAAACUCCUGUUCGACAUGACGACGAAGAGCAAUCAGGAAUUCUUCGACGCCAUCCAGGAAAACCUGCCCAUUCCAGUCCGCCUCUAUCCCCGCCUCGAUCCCCGCCCCGAUCACAGCCCCAGAAGGGAAUAUCCUCACCAGGAUACUAAUGUGGUGAUACCAAACACGGGAAGGCAAGAUGAGGGAUUUCCUUUCGCGCCUGUCCCAGCGUUGCAACAGCAAAAGAUGAGGUAA
Messenger RNA from Darwinula stevensoni, 1070 nucleotides. NCBI's taxonomy places the organism in Eukaryota, Metazoa, Arthropoda, Ostracoda, Podocopida, Darwinulidae. The record is from the annotation of a GenBank genome assembly.